AUGUCUACCAGUACUAGUACACCCCCAGUUACCCCUGCAACAGCGAAUUUGUUACCUCCGCCACAACCUAUGGACGUGAAGGGACAUUGUGCAACUAACUGGCAAUUUUUUAGAGACACAUGGAAGAAUUAUGAAAUUGCAACAGAACUAAAUCUUAAGUCGGAAGAGAUAAGAGUAGCUACCUUACUUACGGUCAUGGGCAAAGACUGUUUUCAAAUAUUUCAGAAUUUAGCCCUGAGUGAUGAUGAUCGCAAGGACUCUAAAAUAAUACUGGAAGCUUUGACAAAUCAUUUUGAGCCACAACGCAACAUUGUUUAUGAGAGAUACGUGUUUAAUACUUGUACACAAGAGCCCAGUGAAGGGAUUGAUGCCUAUGUGAACAGGCUGCGGAAACUCAGUGCCACUUGCAAGUAUGGAACGCUUUUAGAUGAAAUGAUCAGAGACCGUAUUGUGAUAGGGGUGAGAGACUCUGUUGUCCGGGCUAGAUUGUUGCGUGAAAAGGACCUUACAUUAGCAAAGUGUAUUGACACGUGUCGUGCGAGUGAAAUGACGACGCAGCAACUUAAAGCCAUAGAUGGUGAGGUUGAAACUGUGCAUGCUGUGAAACCAAAAAUGAAAAAAGCCGGGACAAAGAUGAAGACGGCAGUAUCUGAACACAAGACAGACAAGAAAGGAGAGCAAAAACAGAAGAGCCAUUCGGAUUGUAGCUACUGCGGGACGCAACAUCCCAAGCGUCAAUGCCCAGCAUGGGGUCGCCGCUGUAAGAAGUGUGGACGACUAAAUCAUUUCGCUAGCAUGUGUAGGUCACAAGGGGCCAAAGUCCACCAAGUCGAUAAUUCUGAUCCUGAAGAUAGCGACUCCGAAUCGUCAGUAUUCACAGUUAAAACCGGCAGGACCACAUAUCUUGUUGAACCAUCAGUCCAAUACAAGAGAAGCAGCUCUUGGAUGCCACAAGUAUUCCAAUUAGACAAUGGAGCAGGUGUAAACUGUUUGAGAUAUGAGGAUUGCUGUCGCAUAAUGAGCACUAAUGAGCCAGUCUUGAAGAAAAGCAGCAAGAGACUAACCUCAUACAGUGGUAACCGUGUUGAGAAUAUGGGGCAGGUGACACUUAACAUGAGAAUAAACAACCGUGAAGAAUACGUAAAGUUUCAUGUAGUGAAAAAUGUCACUUGUUCGUUACUCAAUGGAGAGACAUCAGAGAGAUUUGGUCUGAUGAAGAUAAAGAGAGAUGUUCUCAUCAACGUUGUUAGCACGGAACUGUCAGAGGAUGAUAUCUUCGCCAAGUAUAAUGAUGUGUUUAGUGGUUUAGGUGACCUAGGAGAAUACCACAUUGAGCUGGACCCUAAGGUUAUACCAAAACAAGACUCACCAAGGUCCGUACCAGUAGCUUUGAGAAAAGAGCUAAAAGAAAAGCUGGCGAGCAUGGUGAAACAAGGCAUCAUUGAGAGGGUAAAUCAGCCAACGGAUUGGAUAAGCUCGAUGGUGGCGGUGAGGAAGCCAGGCAAGUUAAGAAUAUGCCUAGACCCAAAAGAACUCAACAAAGCUGUAAAGAUUCCAAAAUUCAAACUUCCAACCUUGGAGGAAGUAAGUGCAAACUUGACUAAUGCAAAAGUAUUUAGCGUUAUAGAUGCUAGAGAUGGUUUCCUUCAGGUGAGAUUAGAUGAGGAGUCCAGCCUUCUUACGACAUUCAAUACGCCAUUUGGCAGGUAUCGUUGGCGACGUUUACCAUUCGGCAUCUCAUCAGCCCCGGAAGAGUUCCAGAGGCGAGUUAUAGACCUACUGGACGGUCUUGACGGAGUCCAGACCAUCGCAGACGACAUCCUGGUGUAUGGUAAAGGAGAUACCUCUGAGGAAGCGAUCAAGAAUCAUGACGAAAAUAUGAUAGCACUAUUAGAGAGAUGUCGUGAGAGGAACUUCAAAAUGAACAAGACUAAGCUUCGAUUCAAAUUGAACUCAGUUACUUAUCACGGGCACGUGAUCUCAGAUGAAGGUUUGAAAGCAGAUCCAUUGAAGGUGCAGGCCAUAGUAGAAAUGGAAAGGCCGGAGAACGCUAAAGCGGUGAAAAGACUAAUUGGCAUGGUGAAUUACCUGGCCAAGUUCUGCCCUCAUUUAUCAACAGUGAGCGAACCACUGAGACGCUUGACGACUGAAGAUGCACCCUUUAUAUGGUCAGAUCAGCAUGAGCAGACGUUCUGUACAUUGAAACAAAUGUUGACAAUGACCCCAGUUUUGAGAUACUAUAGCCUAACAGAGGAAGUUACAGUAGAAGCCGAUAGCAGCGAUUACGGGUUAGGUGCAGUCUUACUGCAAGCUGGACAACCUGUAGCUUUUGCAUCAAGGGCAUUGUCCAAAACAGAGCGCAACUAUUCUCAGAUGGAAAAAGAAUGUUUGGCCAUAACAUUUGCAUGUAACCGUUUCGAUCAGUAUCUCCAUGGCCGAGACUAUAUCACAGUACUCACGGAUCACCAAAACCUAGAGACAAUAUUCAAGAAACCAAUCUUGGCUGCCCCAAAGCGACUUCAACGCAUGCGCCUCAGGCUACAGAAAUACCAUAUUGAGGUGAAGUACCAGCGUGGUAAAAAGAUGUAUAUCUCUGAUGCAUUAUCUAGAGCAACUGCGUCCAAGUCAGUAACUACCAAGGAGAACUCAGAUUACGAGAUUUACGCAGUAGAAUCCGAGCAGAAGUUGGCCAAAGAAGUCGAGGAGAUUGAUUACUCGCAGUACAACAAUGUGUCCGAUGAGUCUCUGGAGCAAGUAAAGACUCAUACACUUCGGGAUGACGCUAUGCAGUCACUGCUGAUCCUAGUCAUGGAAGGAUGGCCUAGUGACAAAACUCAAGUUCCCCUGUUAUGCCGUGAAUACUGGCCAUAUAGAGACGAGUUAUCCUGUCAAGAUGGCAUCCUCUAUCGAGGCACCAGAGUAGUAAUUCCUACUAUCUUACGUAAACAGAUGCUGGAGAGAGUCCAUGCAACUCAUCAAGGAACAGAGACAGCUAUACGUAAAGCUAGAGAUGCGAUUUUCUGGCCUCAGAUCAGCAAUGACAUUCGCAAUGUGGUAGCAACUUGCAACGUCUGUCAGGAAAAUCAGCCUCGCCAACAGAAAGAGCCAAUGCAUUCUCAGCCUAUACCCAAGGAGCGAUUUGAAAUCGUCAGCAGUGAUUUAUUUUCCAUUCAAGGGGAACAUUAUUUGCUGCUUGUAGAUCAUUUCUCAAAGUACUGGGAGAUCACUCAACUCAGUGACACUACUUCAGAAGCAGUGAUCAAUGAAUUGAAGCAGCAGUUUGCUCGACAUGGCAUUCCAAAGCUGUUUAUCUCUGACAACGGGCCUCAAUAUCAGUGUCAGCAAUUCCGAGAGUUCACCGAGGCGUGGAAGAUUAACCAUCAUACAUCAUCUCCCCACCACCCCAGUGGUAACGGCACAGCUGAGGCAGCUGUUAAAGUGGCAAAGACCCUGAUCAAGAGAACAAAACAAGACGGUACCGAUUUGUGGUUAGCAGUUUUAGAGCACAGAAACACGCCAGCCGCAGACAACACGGGGAGUGCAGCACAAAAGUUGAUGAGUAGGCGCACUAGAUCGCUCAUUCCCGUACGCUGUGACAAGCUAGAGCCAAUAGUAGUACCAAAAGACCAGGUAUUUCAGAAACAAGUAAACCAGAAGAGAAUAGCAAAGAAGUGUUAUGACAAAGGAAGCAAGGAACUGCCUCCUCUGGUUAUCGGACAGCCUGUGCGUACCAAUCUAAGGCCGCAAUCGUCAGUCUCAUGGUCUGCUGGCAGAAUAGUGGAGAAACUCGCCCCUCGAUCCUAUCUAGUGGAGCAAGACAACAAAAUUUACCGCAGGAACCGUAGUCACCUCAGACCUAGUCGAGAGGUCACCACUCCAAACCAAUCCCGGGGGACAGUAGCUGCAGAAACACCAGAGGUACCGAUUAAACCCACUGACGUUACCAGCGAACCAAUUAUGAUACCCAGUCCCAUAAAGUCAACUCCCAGUACGCCGUGCAAAACUACACCUCCACCACAGAGCAGUGAAGAGGAGGUCCAUACCACUCGGUUCGGUAGACUCUUGAAGAAGCCAAAAUACUUAGGAGAUUAUGUUGUGUAUUCUAAGUGA
Messenger RNA from Lingula anatina, 4110 nucleotides. Its product is annotated as retrovirus-related Pol polyprotein from transposon 17.6. NCBI's taxonomy places the organism in Eukaryota, Metazoa, Brachiopoda, Lingulata, Lingulida, Lingulidae. The record is from RefSeq and is a predicted model, not a curated record. Gene Ontology annotation, biological process: DNA integration. Gene Ontology annotation, molecular function: nucleic acid binding.